AUUCUUGUCUCUUAAAAUUUAAAAUAGGUGGUUAUGAGAGUGUGUUACGGGAGUGGAGCGGUCCCGUAGCACCCUUCAUCCUGAAGACAUAUGAGAUGGGCUUUCGGAAAGUGAAUCCGGACAAGUGGGAAUUUGCACACGAGUGGUUCCUGAGGGGGCAGACGCCACUUCUGAAGAACAUCAUCAGGAAGAGGAACCAACGCCGACAUCAACAUUUUCAUUCAUGGGCUUUGGAGCAGCAGGUGGAGAGGCUGAAUCAGGACAACGAUAUCAUCCUAAUGGACCUCGCUCGUAUAAGACCGAACGAGGAUGCCAUGGACGAGGAGGUCGAAGUGAUGAGCCGACGCCUCUCUGUGACCGAGAAGAGGCCUCACCAAAUGAUUGCAUUCCUUGCCAGUGUGGUCGACAACCCCGACAUCCUCACCAAUCUCCGUCACCUGCAAAGCAACAGCCUCACCAGUCCUAAGAAGCCUCGCCUUAUUGAUCCUCCACCUCUUCCCCCACCGAUGGAUACUGCUCUCGACUGCCCAUCUUCCUCGAAUGCCACUGCUGCUCUGCCCAUUUGUGGUUAUGGUGGUCAUUUGAAUGAAUCAUCAGGAGCCCAUUACUUCCUCGGUCCAUUAACAGCGGAGCUGGGCUGCGAUGAUGAUCUCCUCACAGAGAUCGGUGAUGAGUCGGGCGCUGCCUCUUCCGCGGGGCUCCCCUUCUAUUGAUCCCCGGGUUCCCCUUCCAUCAAUCCCAUCCGGCCAAGGAGAAGAAGAUGCGGGGACUGGUGCCUUUCUUUCUCUCUCUCUCUCCCCAAUCUCUCUACAUCUUUAAUGUUGGUGCUCUUGUUUUUGCAUUGAGAGAGAGAAAGGGAGAGGGACUUCAAGUAGGGAAAGCAGAAGAAGGGCAUCAAAUAUAUCAGAUUUUGGGGUUGGAUGAGAUUCACAUUGAGUUGUGGCCGUGCAAGGACGGGUUAAAGAAAGCAUUAUUAUAGGAGUGUUUGUUCGUAUGCCACAUCGGCAACAUUGAGGAACGAAUCAACUACUUUUGCAUAAUGCUCUCUCUCUCUGCACUUCCUCCCCACCAUGACUC
Messenger RNA from Amborella trichopoda, 1077 nucleotides. NCBI's taxonomy places the organism in Eukaryota, Viridiplantae, Streptophyta, Magnoliopsida, Amborellales, Amborellaceae. The record is from RefSeq and is a predicted model, not a curated record.